AUGGAGGAGAAGGUUCCGACGGUAGGCCAGCUUUCUUCCGGCCUGGUGGGGGAGGAUCCCGAGGCCGGGGUUGAGACCGUUGAUAUCGAAAGGAUCGAGAAGGUCUACAGGAAGCUCGACCACCGAAUCAUCCCAGGCAUGUAUCCACCGGAGCCUCCCUCCCCCACGCCGAACUGA
Messenger RNA from Letharia lupina, 177 nucleotides. RefSeq lists its product as uncharacterized. The record is from RefSeq and is a predicted model, not a curated record. Lineage: Eukaryota; Fungi; Ascomycota; Lecanoromycetes; Lecanorales; Parmeliaceae. Bases 1 to 177 code for a protein of 58 amino acids. The transcript has 2 exons.